UUAUUCGAAGAAAGCAUUCGUCGCGAACAGACCUAUAUUGAACAUUUGUUUUGUGAGCUUAAUAAUUUAAUUUAUUUGCAAAAUAUUUUUCGGUCUUAAGUGCAUCAUUUUUGCAUGUUUGAUUAGCGUCAUCUUAAAAUUCUAUAUUUUAUCAAACGUGGUAUUUGAGGAUUUUUAAUUCAGCAAAGUUAGUGAAAAUGAAAAAUUAAGUGAAAGAGAAAUUGAGACAGAAAGAAAAAAGUUCGCAAAAUGGAAUAUCUUCAAAAGAUACAUGAUAUUGAUGACUAAACUUUAAGAGACACAAAGAAAGACAAAAGAAAUUCAAAUUUGAAGCCACGUCGGACUCUGUAAUGGAGCCGUUGAUAAAACAAAAUAACAAAAACAAAUUAUUUGACAGUUCCAUACAUAAAACUAAAGCCGAGCCACUCAAUGGUAAUCAGCAGCAAGAAAACAACCAGCAAUAUUCUGUUUAUUAUUUAAAUUCAUAUCGGACACAUCAGCAACAAAAGAAAAUCGCUAAAGAGCAACAGGCACGCGAUAAACACGACAUCAAAAUAAAUUUCUCGGAUGUUGAACAUCAUCAGUUAUUUAGAAGCCAACAACUGUUAAUUUUAUGAUAAUUACUAAGCCUCGGCUUGAGUUUUUAAGUUGCUUCUACUUUAUUAUUAUCGCUCACUGUUUAUCAUCAAGACAAGCAAGGAAGCAUCAUUAGCAAGAGUAGUAAAGGUCCGAGAUAAAGUGAACUAUUCGCAAACAGAAAUUAUUGGCGAUAAGUCAAACCUUUACUUCAAUACAUACUUCAAUCAAAUCAAUUAGUAAGAAAGUGAACGCAAAACAUCUGACGACAAUUUCUCACGUACUUCAACAACACAGACCUACGAAGUUAACGUUCAGUUAAUAAAUUAUUUAUGAGUUGUCUCAAAAAAUAGUUUGCACUGAGGUUAAUUAGCAACAGCUUUUCAAGAAAUAAAAAAAAACUUAAAAUCAAGUGUUUGAAGAAUUGAUUCAUUGUGUGCUAAAUUGUUUGUGCUUUAAACAUAUUUUUCUUCCCUAAAACAAAAAGAAAUAUACAAAAACAGUUUUUUGAGACAUUAUAACGAAAUGGAGAGAAUAAGGCAGACGAGAAAAGUGGCACCGGAUGGAGGAUUCGGUUGGGUGGUGACAUUUGGAGUAAGCUUAGUCAAUUUGGCAACAAGAUCUAUCGAACCAUCAUUUGGUUUAUUGUUCGGUGAUUUACUUAAAGAUUUAGAUGUUGGCACGACUGGAGCUGCUGUUAUUAUAAGCACGCUCGAUAUAAUGAUGAAUCUUUCGGGGCUUUUUGUCGGUCCAUUACUCAAGGAAUUCUCAUAUCGCAAGGUAGCAAUUGUCGGGUCGUUGUUAUGCGCUGUUGGCCUUGCCUUAACAUCAACUGCUGGAAGCAUGGCUCAUAUAUUGACAACUUAUUCAGUAAUCAACGGUAUUGGCGUGGGACUUGCAAUGAGUGCCGCCUUUGUUGCCCUUAAUCAUUUCUUCGCAAAGAAGCGAGGUCAAGCUGUGGGCUUAUCGAUGGCUGGUACAGCAAUUGGGAUGUUGAUUAUGCCACAAUUGGUACGUUUUUUACUGGAAGAGUUUUCAUUUAGAGGAUCUGUGUUGGUUUUGGCUGGAUUAGCUUUGCAUUCAGCUGUUGGAUCGAUUUUACUGCAACCAGUAAAAUGGCAUUUAAAAGAUGAAGAAGUUGAUGUUGAAAUGUUUGAAGCAGAAAACCCAACUUUGGGGAUUAUCCAAGAAGAUGAUGGCGAUGAAGAUUCUCUUCCUGAAAUUCAAAGUCUUCUAUUCAAAGACCAUAAGCAUCGUGAAAGAAAAAUCUCUGAAACUAGCAAUGGAAGUUUACUGGCAGUUCCAAAUGGCAUUCCAAAACGACCAACAUUCCCUCGCAUAACAAGUUCACAUAGCAUGGGCCCAAAAAGAACUCCAACAUUACCCAAAAUUACAUCAACUGCUGAUAUGAAUCAAAUGCUUAGAAAGAGGAAGGAAUCAGUCAUUUCGUCAUUGUCACUUCUUGAUUUCAGUGGAAGUUGCUUACAAAUUCAUUUGGAGACUGGUGACAAAGAUCAGGAAGAAAUGGAAUCUCAUAUUCGACGUGUGAACACUCAUGUAGGCACGUCUAUCUUCCGUGACAAUCUCAACUCUUCUUUUAAAAUGAGUAAAUCUGACAUUAAUCAAAAGUUUUCCUGUCCCGACUUCAUUCAAACUGAUAUUGGUCUUGAAAUGCCCGAACCGAAAAAAGAAUCAUUUUGGAGACGAUUUGCAAACUUAAUGGAUAUUGGAUUACUAAAGGAUGGAACAUAUUUGAAUAUCCUGUUUGGAUUGUCUAUUUUCUAUGUCGCUGAAAUGAACUUUAAAAUGGUCACACCUUUCUUUCUUGCCAGUUUGGGCUAUACAAAAGGAGAAACUGCUUACUGUCUGAGUAUUUCAGCUCUCACUGACAUUUUAGCUCGAGUGAUUGUCCCACCAAUUUGCGAUAAAACAAAUGUAUCGAAAAGAAAAGUAUUCAUGGUCUCAUUACUUUUUGUUGCAUUAACUCGAUCGAUUGUUGCAGAGCAAUCUGAUUUAAAAGCUAUGUUGGCUUGGCUUUGUAUCGCUGGUUUCUUUCGUGGAAUUGCACUCAGUAACUUUACCCUUACUGUUAGUGAAUAUUCUUCACUUGAAAAGCUCCCUGCUGCCUUUGGAUGGCAUAUGGUUGGAAAAGCUAUUUUUGUCAUAAUUUUUGGACCCUUGAUUGGCGCUAUUCGUGAUCUGACUGGAUCAUUUCCCAUCUGCAUUCAUUCACAAAGUGUUUGUAUUUUAAUUUGUAUUUUCGCUUGGAUGAUUGAAUUCAUUAUUAAGUAUUUAAAACGAAAUGAGAAGCAACACGUCCCCAUCGCAAUAAUUUCAACAGAAUAAGAUUAAUUUUUACAAGUUUUCCUUUGAUUUCAAGAAUGGUCGAAAAUAAUGUUUUGCCCCUUAAAGUUAGACAAUUUCGCUUACUUGAACAUUUUCAUUAGAUAUUUGAAACUUCAACAGCUCUCAUAACUUAUGCAACCAUCCAUACAUAAACAUUGCUAUAGCAUUAAGAAAAAUGUUUUUAUGAUAAACAUGACCGAUCCUUAUCAUUUAUCUCUCUCUUUUAGAAAUUAUAUCCAGAUAUCUCUUACUUAGUGGUAAAAUUUAGUAGCCAAUGAAUUUUCCUUGUAUGUUUAGAACUUGACUUUGUUUUGGUAUGAUUUAAAUAGAGAUUCCUUAAAUUUAAAAUGAAAAAUUUUAUUAGACAACAGUAUUCGUGAAAUGUGUAGUUCUAAUAGUUUUUAAUUAAAUAAGAAUGUGUUUAAUAAUAACCUAAUAACUUUGAAAUCGUUAGACUGAUUAUUUGAGCACGUUGAAGAAGAGAUUUUUAAGCAAAAAUUCCUUCAAUAGUUCACACUUUGAUAGCCCUAAAGAAGGCCCUAACUUUCUGAAUAUAAUUAGAUAUCAACACAUGAACUUUAACAUAAUCGAAUUCGUGUCCAAAAUACCUAAAUAAAAUCUUAUAUAUGUAGAACCUAAAAUCAUCUAAAUUAAAUAUCAUCGUCUUCACCCAUUCGGACUAAUAUUCGAUCAUCUUUUAACAUAAAAUAACAAAAAAAUUAACAAGAAAAUAUUUUACCUGAUAGUGGAAAAUUUAUGUAGAUAUACUUGCAUACAUAUUGCUCUUAGGAAAACAAAGAAAAACUUGAAUUAAGUGGAUUUUUUUUUUUGUUUCGUAAAAAAGAAAUAUGGUGAAAUUACUUAACUGAUAGGGUGGCAAAUAAAAAGAAAGAAAUAAAGAUAUAACUACGAAUAAAAUGUUGAUUAACAUUCACACAGAAUUUCUUUAAAUCUUCUGUUUCUUCUCUGAAUUGUUUUCAUACCUGAUCUGUUUUAAUGAUCCCUUCUGAUUGAUUCAGUUUGGUGAUACUAAACGCAUAAAAAACACAUAAAAAUAUUCCCUUGAUUGCGUAACAUUUCCUUUCAUUAAGGUCGUUUACGGUGUGAAAAUGGAUGUUAAAUUCUUUCUUUUCCGGUAAGAAAAAAGAAACAAUCAAGCGAGACAAUAUUUAUUUAUGACUUCUUUCAGGAUUUCAUUAAUUAAACUCCACAACUUUUGUUUCAGGAAACUUAAAAUUAAAUAUUUUUAUUUUAAUUUAAACCAUCAAAGAAUUUUAAAUAAUUAAGAUUUAAUAAAUGAUCCUGAAAACCUCGCCAAGAUUAAGUUAUUAGAUUUGUUAAAAUAUAAUUUUGAGAGAAGAAAAAGAGUGCAGUAAGUACCUAAUUGAAAUAAAUUUUAACAAGAAAUUAUAAAGUUAAGUCUUUUGAGAGUUUUUUCGUUGGUGCUCUGUUGUCACUAAGUAAAAGUUUUCAAAUUCUCUGCUUUUUCAUUCCAUAACAUUAGUAACAUUGCGAGGUUCAAGCCAAAUUCUGAAUCCGUCAGCUCUCUUCAAAAUGAUAUCAGCUUGUAAUUUGAAAUCCUUUUCAGGAAC
This is a messenger RNA of Clunio marinus, 4514 nucleotides long. Lineage: Eukaryota; Metazoa; Arthropoda; Insecta; Diptera; Chironomidae. The record is from the annotation of a GenBank genome assembly.